GAGGAAGUUGUGAUUUAGUUGGAUUUCCCUUUUAGAAUGAACACUCAAACACAGCAGUCAUCGUGAAUUGAUGGCAUGAUGAUGGCUCUUGUGUUUAUGAUUGUGCUUUUCACGGUGAGUUCUACACAAGGACAAGCGCAUGUAUUCACUGUCAUAGGCGCACGUUCUGAAACGGAGGAAUUUAACAUGACCAUUGUAGCAGACGGUAAUGAAUAUCUCCAUGUAUAUUUAAAAAACAAAGAAGACGUGGUAACGUUACCAGAAUGGGUAAAUGAUGUAGAUUGUCCUAUUUGCGUCAGAACUGCAGAGAGCCAAAGAGCAGAUCUUAGCAAUUACAUUAAAGUCUUCAGCCUUGAAACCCCAGAAGCUAAAGUUCCUCCUGAGAUCAAAUUGUAUGCCAAGGAAGAAGUGAAACUGGGAAUAAACAACUCUCUCGUCUGCUUCAUCAAUAAUUUCUUUCCUCCGCCUGUCCAAGUCAAAUGGACCAAGAAUGAUGAGAACGUCCCCAAGGGGGUUAAAGUGGGUCAAUAUGCAACCAACAGUGAUUACACUUUCUACCGUUUCUCCACUCUGACCUUUGAACCACAAGAGGGAGACAUCUACACCUGUAUUGUGGAUCACAUGGCCCUAGAUGAACCUUUAACCAGGACAUGGGAGUUCGAGGUGCCCCCCCAUCCCAGUGUUGGUCCUGCUGUUUUCUGUGGACUGGGUCUGACGCUGGGGCUGCUGGGAGUCGCUACCGGAAUAUUCUUCCUCGUCAAAGGAACCCAACGUCAAUGAUAAUACCCAGUAUACUCUCUAUGUCUCUGGGUGAUAAUACACAGUAUAAUCUCCUAUAUGCCUCUGGGUGAAAAUACACAGUAUAAUCUCCUAUAUGUCUGGGUGAUAAUACACAGUAUAAUCUCUGUUUCUGGGUGAUAAUACACAGUAUAAUCUCCUAUAUGUCUCUGGGUGAUAAUACACAGUAUAAUCUCUGUUUCUGGGUGAUAAUACACAGUAUAAUCUCCUAUAUGCCUCUGGGUGAAAAUACACAGUAUAAUCUCCUAUAUGUCUCUGGGUGAUAAUACACAGUAUAAUCUCUGUUUCUGGGUGAUAAUACACAAUAUAAUCUCCUAUAUGUCUCUGGGUGAUAAUACACAGUAUAAUCUCUGUUUCUGGGUGAUAAUAGACAGUAUAAUCUCCUAUAUGUCUCUGGGUGAUAAUACACAGUAUAAUCUCCUAUAUGCCUCUGGGUGAUAAUACACAGUAUAAUCUCCUAUAUGUCUCUGGGUGAUAAUACACAGUAUAAUCUCUGUUUCUGGGUGAUAAUACACAGUAUAAUAUCUAUGUUGCUGGGUGAUAAUAAACAGUAUAAUCUCCUAUAUGUCUCUGGGUGAUAAACAGUAUAAUCUCCUAUAUGUCUCUGGGUGAUAAUAAACAGUAUAAUCUCC
Messenger RNA from Oncorhynchus mykiss (rainbow trout), 1430 nucleotides. NCBI's taxonomy places the organism in Eukaryota, Metazoa, Chordata, Actinopteri, Salmoniformes, Salmonidae. The record is from RefSeq and is a predicted model, not a curated record.